This is a messenger RNA of Sander lucioperca (pikeperch), 1010 nucleotides long. RefSeq lists its product as uncharacterized. NCBI's taxonomy places the organism in Eukaryota, Metazoa, Chordata, Actinopteri, Perciformes, Percidae. The transcript is spliced from 4 exons. The record is from RefSeq and is a predicted model, not a curated record. Bases 295 to 915 code for a protein of 206 amino acids.
UGUUCUGUUCUCUGUGGGAUUACAGCCUCUUCCUUCCGGCCCUUCAGACCAGCUCUUCCCUCCACUUCCACCGAGGAGCCCUCCGAUGAAGAGCUGGUCAAGGCCGUAGUUGACUUGGAGAAGUCCUAAGACGUACAGGCCCCUCUCUCACUCCUGCAGCAUCCACCUCCUAUCCCCUAAGCAGCAGCAGCAGCACAGAAGGGGGCUGGUGUCUCUACUGUGGACGUGCCCACAGAUGAGGAGCUGCUGGAGGCCACACAGGACCAGGACGAGCCCCUGCAACCUCCAGCAGCCAUGGAGAAGACGGCACAGACACCAGCUCCCACGCCACAUCCUGGAGCUGCCAGUCCCGCGCUACAUCCUGGAGCUGCCAGUCCCCCGCCACCUGGAGUGCCGGAGCUGACGGAGCCAGCCAGCCAUCCUCCCUCCCCCACCUCCUGCUGGCAGUGCUUAGCUGCUGCCUGCGUCCUGGCAGGCAGCUCUCACUGCGGCGCAGCAGCAGUGGAUCGGUCGGGUGCUGUUUACCAGGAACAGCAAGGGGAGGUCCCAGCUCAUCAAGGAGCUCAACGUAUGGUGGUACCCUGCCCAGAGCCAGCCGAUCUACACCCAGCCUCCCGCGUCCCCCGACCCCUUCUUUGCAUGUCGGCUGUUCCUGUGGAUGCCACACAGGAUCUGGCAGCUGCAGCUUUGUGCACCGUUAUCAUGACAAAGGCUGGGCUGCACAGGACCAUCCGGAGGGUCCUGGACAUUGACGGCUGGUAUCUCAUGGCCACUGAGUACCUAGAGUGCCGUCAGUGUAAGAAGGAGGGUGGUCACAGGGCAUCGUUAGGCAGCUGUCCCCCACCUACAGCUGCCAAUUUCCAGCUGUACUUACGUACAAGUUGUCCUGUGACCUUAGGGUGGUUGCACAACUGAGGUCUCGCACUCUGGGCAACAGUGCUCCUCGGCUGUGCAACACCCUGCGGAAGGCGCACUCAGAUGCCUGGAUGCAGAGAGCUAUCGCGUACCUC